This is a messenger RNA of Caenorhabditis sp. 36 PRJEB53466, 1971 nucleotides long. The record is from the annotation of a GenBank genome assembly. NCBI's taxonomy places the organism in Eukaryota, Metazoa, Nematoda, Chromadorea, Rhabditida, Rhabditidae.
AUGCGUCCUGAAUUUCUACUAGUUUUUCUGAUUGCUCAUAUAUUGUGCAAACAUGAAGGUACGGAAGAAGAAGGAAUACUAGAAGUUGAAAAGUGUCCUUUUUUGCAGAAGGACCACCAGCGGAUAGUGGAUUAUACAACGAAUAUCAGUACUAUUAUGACGUGCACAUCAAUGAAACCACCAAGUCUCUUCUCGACUUGGAUCCCGAGAUUAGCAUAAUAUUGGCGUUGUACAUUUCCGGGAACCUUAUAGUAUCGCAGCGAGAGCUAACAGAGUUUUUCAAAAACAUUGACAGUUUUAUGAACGGUAUCCGGAUCAGUAACACUAACCUGGAAAACUUGUCGUUUCUGAAACCCUUCAUUGUCGAUGAGUUGGAUGAUUCCAGUACAACUCUGUUACUUUGGAUUUGAACUUGAUUUGAACUUUUCAGCUUUUUCAAUCGAGAUAUCUAAUAAUCCAAACCUUACAAGAAUAGGCAUUGACUUCACAGAAUGUACCAACUGCUGGGGAUCGAUCGCUAUAAUCAACAAUACAAAAUUGGAUUUGAAAGAUGAAUGCGACAAUAUUAUCGAUCAUUACGCAACGAAUCGAGACAUUACCGGGAAUUUUAACGAUUGUGGUAAGAGCUACGUUUUUUUUGUGUAUUCAAGACUCUUUUCUCAUAGGAUGCACAAUAAAAGGUCAGUUCAACAAGUACAUUCAAACGAUGCCGUCUAAUUGCUACUGGCUCGUCGGAAAUGUCAGUAUUGAUCAAAACUCCGACUACAAUCUCGUAAGGGUGAGCAAAACAUUCCUUGUUUUAAACUUGUUUUAAAAACUUUUCUAAAUUCCAGCAGAAGAUGGCAAAUAUAACUCGAAUUUCUGGUGGUCUAACGAUUACAAAAACAAAUUUCACGGAUUUGACAUUUCUAAAGAAUCUUCAGAAAAUUGAAGUGAAUGCCUAUAAGACCAGUAGUCUUCCAAGUGUCACAAUAACUGGGAAUAGUGAACUGACCUCUCUUGGAAUGAGACCUGUCAGAGAUGGUCUCUACCUGACUAUCCGAGACAAUCCGAAACUUUGUGUACUACCAGAAGAGUUAGAAGCGCUCUUCCAAGGUCUCUCAUUAGAUUCUAAUAUGGACAUUAACAUUUGCGUUGAAAACAGUACCGCAAAAGGUUUCUGUGAAAUUCCCGAUUCCGGAGCUCUCAAGGUUUGAAAGAAGCGUUCGAGUUGCGAAAGUUGUAAAAAUUGUUUAGGACUUCCCUGACGAUUGCACUACAUUAUUAGGCGAUUUGGUUGUGAAUGCUGAUUACGACUAUACAAACGGCUACAAACUGUAUAAUGUAGCUCUCAUAUACGGAAGUCUGAACAUUAGCAAUAGUCCGAUCAGAAAUGCUAACAUGCUAUUCAAUCUAGAAAGGAUCCGGUCGGUUAGAGGUAUUUUUCAAAAAAUAUUUUUCAAGUAUCUAUAAAUGUUUCCAGACAAUGUCGCACCUCUAACAAUCUCUGGGAAUUCUAAAAUGACAAAAUUUUUGAGUUCGUUCACCUUCAAAGGAAUGGAAAGCGGAGUGGCUGCAGUUAUCGAGAACAACAAAAAUCUCAUGGUUUCUCAAGCGCUUUGUCAAUUCUUUGAUACCAGGAAAUCAGCAAUUGUUAAGAAUAAUCUAUCGAACUGUGGUAAGUUUAGGACUGUUUGAGCAUAUUACACAUUUACAUGCUCAGAAUUCAAUAACAAAACGGCAGAGUACGACAGAACUCCUCUCAAUGUCGAUGUCUAUUAUGGGCUGCCUAAAUAUAUGCAAGUGAUUCAAUCCGAACCGAACAGCGGAGAUCCACAAAGCCAACCUGAAGCGAAUAAUAAUGGCACAGAGAUUUCAAAUGAAGAGGAAGGCAGUGGGGAGGAAGAUUCUUCCGGCAACUUCCCAAAUCCUAUCACGUUCACUCUACUGCUGUUGAUAAUCCAACUAUUCUAUCAUUACCUACAAUUAUAA